AUGAAAAAGAUCAAUGCCUUCCACAACGGAUGUCUCCGUAAGAUAUGUCGAAUCCUUUGGCCAAACAAGAUCUCCAAUGAGGACCUUUAUAACGAGACAAACUGCCACAACGUGGUGCUGGAAAUAAAACAUCGCCGGCUCAGACGGCUCGGACAUGUCCUCCGAAUGGACCAGGACCGCAUCCCCAAAGUAGCCUUGAGAUGGACUCUACCUGGAAAGAGGAAGCAAAGGGAGGCAAGGACAAGGACAACAUGGCGGAGAACUGUGACCUCAAAACUGAAGAUGGCAAAUCUAACAUGGGGCGAGGCACAACAUGCUGCACAGGAUCCGACCAGAUGGAAGCAGCUGUUCCACAGGGAAUGA
Molecule: messenger RNA, 363 nt
Organism: Xyrichtys novacula (pearly razorfish)
Lineage: Eukaryota; Metazoa; Chordata; Actinopteri; Labriformes; Labridae
Source: the annotation of a GenBank genome assembly